Molecule: messenger RNA, 357 nt
Organism: Paramecium tetraurelia
Lineage: Eukaryota; Ciliophora; Oligohymenophorea; Peniculida; Parameciidae
Exons: 1
Source: RefSeq, a predicted model, not a curated record
AUGGGUUCAUGUAGUUCAAAAAAGCAGAAGAGAAUAAUCUUGGAUAAAUCAUUUCAAAAGACUACUUCCACUAGUGUAACUCCAAUCAAACCUAAAAACUUGGCUUUGAAUUUACAAAAAAUCUAAAAUGACGAUUUGGAGGUUAAUGAGAAGAAAGAACCUAAAGAUGAAUACAAGCCCUCUCCUCCACCAAAACUGUACUUUGAUGCAAAUCAAUUAAAUGUUCAAAAAGAGAGCAUUUUUGGAAGACCAAAAGUUUAGAGUAUAAGACUGAACUCUUAAAAUCAAAAUAAUCAAAAGGAGGAUAUCUUCUUUGGAAGGAAGGUUCGUUAUUCCAAUUCUCAUUUGUAAAAAUGA